AUGCCUCCAGUCAGGACGAGCAUGUCCUCCAUCAAGCCGGUCAAGACCGAGCGUACGCACGAGGAGAAUCAGGAACGCGCAUACAUUGCUGCAUCACGCAGGAGCGAUCGCAGCCUUGAGGCUCGGGUGGAGUCGGCACGGAGAGCUUCGGAGAUCCACAAGCGACGAACAGGACGAUCACUUCGUGUCACCGAGCAGGAUGUGAUCAACGAGGAGAUGUACGAAGAGGAAGAUGACGACCUUCCAAUGCAGUAUCGGCGCUUGACUGCACACCUACAGACUCAGAACGUCGAUUUCAACCGUCGGCUGCAGGCAUACCUCGUUAAUCAAGUCGCCAUGAGACAGGCCGUCGGUAAUGCCACCGUCGAUACCAUGCAGAUGGGUAACCAGGGUUGUAACCCACAGGCUCAAUUCAUGAACCCUGGCUUCAUGCAGAUGCAGCAGCAAGCCGGUAUGCAAGGAUCCAUGAUGCCGCCGCAGAUGUAUACGCAGACACCACAAAGCUAUCGACAGCAUCCAUAUCAGAUGCCUCGCACCACGCAGAACAUGCGACAUAACUACCAUGAGCACUCGGCAUCCAUCUCGACGCCAGCGCCGCAGUCACAGCAAGUACCUCAGUACCAGCAACAGCACUCGCAAUCUUCCCAGAACAGCCCAGUCGAUGCAAGGCAGCACUUCGACUAUCGUCGCAUGUCUCUUCCGGUCAAGACCAACAACAUGCCACGUACACCUGUGUCGCAGCAGGGCGUGGUGUCGUCGCCCGGCCACAUUUCUCCGGCUGUCUCACGCACCGGUUCGUCUGCCAAUCUUGCAUCGUCGCACAGUGUGAAGAGCGAACAUCCUUCGCCACAGCAGGUCCCGACACCACCGCAGGCGCAGCAGUCUCGACCUGAACUGGCUCACUACCAGUCUCAGCAGACCUCGCCCUUCAGCGCCGGCUUCGAGCAGCAGAUGAUGGGUGGUGUGAACCCACUCUCGAUGCAGCUACCGAUGAAUGCGCAGCAGCAAUUGUUCGAUGCACCAUGCGAGGUCACCAUGCCUCAAAUGUUCAGCCAGUACACCCAGCCUGGUUAUUCUUAUAACCCUAACGGCAAACCUAAGGCACAGCAAAUGUCACAAGCAUCCGACUUAAGUCAGACCUUGACUAUGCCGUCGCUCGACACGAGCUUCAUGCCUUUCAGCCAGAGCAUGACGUCGCCACAGACUGCCUUCACUGAUUCGGGCUUCACCUACACGCCACAAGAUAUCAACGGCCUCCCCUUUGGCGACUUCACCGCCGAGCCUUUCAAGAUGUCUGGCAGCGGUCUCGAUAUCAGCGGGCAGGUCACACCAUCGAAUGAGGACUGGAGUGGUUUCCUGCAGAAUGAUGACGACUUCAUCAGCAUGGCAAAAGUGUGA
Recurvomyces mirabilis is the source of this 1398-nucleotide messenger RNA. RefSeq lists its product as uncharacterized. Lineage: Eukaryota; Fungi; Ascomycota; Dothideomycetes; Mycosphaerellales; Teratosphaeriaceae. The transcript has a single exon. The record is from RefSeq and is a predicted model, not a curated record. The coding region runs from base 1 to 1398 and encodes 465 amino acids.